GCGCAAGUCCACCGAACCGAUUCACCCGAACGUUAAUCUCUAUCUCUCUCUCAUUCAUUCGUACAUGGUAUAUACAUCCCAGCGAACUUGGCACCCAAAAGAAAUUUUCCUUCUCCUCUGUCUCUCCCCCGAAACCUCUCGCAAAUCCAAAUAAAGUGCUCCUCAACGGCAAACCCACAGAGAAAGAAGAAAAGACACAAACCUCAAGUCCUCAACUCGCGCACACACAGAGACAAGGUCCUCACUCAUCACAUAAACGCAUAAACGUAGAAAACAGAGACUCCACACAGACUGAGAACGAAAACCCAUUUGCACACACGCACAUCAAAGAGAGAGAUUGGUAUCUGGUAGCUAUGGCGGCCGAAAGAUCAAAGCCUCUGCACAACUUCUCCUUGCCAUGCUUGAAAUGGGGCAACCAGCGAUUUCUCAGGUGCAUCAAAGUCCCUCCAACCUCCCAACCCUCCUCCUUCCAUCUCCGAUCUUCGUCCGAACCCCAUCAUCAAUCCUACCCCAAACCCAACAUUGACAACAACGAAGCGCUCAAUCCAACUCGCAAUCCAAAGCCCACGUCCAAUGCCCACAAACCAACCAAGUCUAAGAAUCCCAGGUUCACGGUUUCUGAAGAAGGAGAGGACCGAAAUUCCGGGCCCUGGAACCUCAGGACGAGAAGUGCCGCGUGUACAGCUCCAAGAGAUGAGAGGAAGAUCGAAUCGGGUUCUUCGUCGCCGAAAAAGGGUGACUAUGCUGUGGCGGUGAAGGCGAAGACGAAUGAGAAGGUGAAGUUUGCGGUUUCUCUAUUGAAGGAGGAGGUGGAGGAGGAUUUUCUGAAUAUGGUUGGAGCGAGACCGCCAAGGAGGCCGAAGAAGAGGCCUCGGAUGGUACAGAGGCAAUUGGAUUCACUUUUUCCGGGGUUGUGGCUCUCAGAGGUUACAUUGGAUUCAUACUAACUUCCUGUUGUUCCUGAAUGAGGAAGCAAGGUGUAAAGAUGAAAUCAUGGUUGGUUUCUGGUAUGUUCAAAUGUUUUGCCUACUAACCACUUGUACAGUGUGACCUGAAUAAUGGUAAUAGCACAAGAACCAUGUCAAUUGAGAAUCCAAUUAAAUAAAAUUUGAUUUGAAAUUCCUGA
Molecule: messenger RNA, 1126 nt
Organism: Alnus glutinosa
Lineage: Eukaryota; Viridiplantae; Streptophyta; Magnoliopsida; Fagales; Betulaceae
Exons: 3
Coding region: 354-947 (197 amino acids)
Source: RefSeq, a predicted model, not a curated record